Cololabis saira (Pacific saury) is the source of this 1604-nucleotide messenger RNA. Its product is annotated as zinc finger protein 239-like. Gene Ontology annotation, cellular component: nucleus. Gene Ontology annotation, molecular function: DNA-binding transcription factor activity, RNA polymerase II-specific; RNA polymerase II cis-regulatory region sequence-specific DNA binding. Gene Ontology annotation, biological process: central nervous system development; regulation of transcription by RNA polymerase II. Lineage: Eukaryota; Metazoa; Chordata; Actinopteri; Beloniformes; Belonidae. The transcript has 4 exons. The record is from RefSeq and is a predicted model, not a curated record. The coding region runs from base 1 to 972 and encodes 323 amino acids.
AUGUUGAUACAGGACCAGGACCAGAACCAGAACCAGGACCAGGAGUCCAGCAGCAGGACCAAAGCGGACUCUUCCUCCGCUGGUCUGCAGGAGCCACCGGGACGUCAAGCCUCUGGGUUGGAGGUGCGCCGGAGCAGGCGACUGGAGCCACCGGGACACCAAGCAUCAACAUCUGGGGCCAGUCGUUCAAAGAAACAUAAAGCCAAAGAGAGAACCAAGAGUUACUGCUGUGAUAGGAGGGAUAAAGUCCUCACCACUUCACCAGGUCUGAAGGUCCGAAAGAGGAUUCAUACUGAAGAGAAGCUGUACAGAUGUGAUCAGUGUGGGUCAGCUUUUACCCAAAAAGGUAGUCUAAGGAGUCAUCAGCGUAUUCACACUGGAGAAAAGCCGUACAAAUGUGAUCAGUGUGAGGCAGCUUUUACCCGACAAGGUAAUCUAAGGAGUCAUCAGCGUAUUCACACUGGGGAUAAGCCUUACAGAUGUGAUCAGUGUGGGGCAGCUUUUACCCAACAAGGUAAUCUAAGGAGUCAUCAGCGUAUUCACACUGGGGAUAAGCCGUACAAAUGUGAUCAGUGUGGGGCAGCUUUUACCCAACUAGAUCAUCUAAGGAGUCAUCAGCGUAUUCACACUGGGGAUAAGCCUUACAGAUGUGAUCAGUGUGGGGCAGCUUUUACCCAACAAGAUCAUCUAAGGAGUCAUCAGCGUAUUCACACUGGAGAUAAGCCUUACAGAUGUGAUCAGUGUGGGGCAGCUUUUACCGAACAAGGUAAUCUAAGGCGUCAUCAGCGUAUUCACACUGGGGAUAAGCCUUACAGAUGUGAUCAGUGUGGAGCAGCUUUUACCGAACAAGGUAAUCUAAAGCGUCAUCAGCUUAGUCACACUGGGGAUAAGCCUUACAGAUGUGAUCAGUGUGGGGCAGCUUUUACCCAACAAGGUAAUCUAAGGCGUCAUCAGCGUAUUCACACCGGAUAAAAAAUUGUCUGAUCAGUGUGGGGCAGCUUUUACUCGGAGAGCUCAGUUAAGUUAGUUUGAUUGUUGAUCUUUUGAUAGUACUCUUGUAUGAUGAUUUAUAACUGGGGUUUUUAUUGUUGAUCUUUUGAUAGUACUUGAAUUUUUACAAUGAUGAACUGUGAACUGCCGAAAUGCUGUUGUUGAUUGUUUGUCUCAUGUUUUAAAAAGACGCUGUAUGCACUUUGGCACCUUUGCCCAAAACAAAUUUCCUCUCGGGGACAAUAAAGUAUAUCUCAUCUCAUCUCAUCUCAUCAAUUUAGACAUGCUAUGUUAUGUUCUAAGGAAAAAAGAAAUCAGGAGUUUUGUUUUCAGUUUCAACUCAAAAAUGUGUUUAUCUUAAAUUCUAUUUUUCACCAGUUUAUGUUCCAUUGUUCCAUCAUUUAAAUAAAAAAGUUCUUUGUUUCCCUGCUGGAUUUCAGUUUCCUGCUCACUGCAAACACAACAAGACAUCAGUGUCAGAAUAUUAGAAAAAAUGUCAUACAGUAGUGUGUUUUUCAUGUGGUUUUUAUCACCGUAUGUACUAUUCGUGCUGGAUUUAAAUUACGUCUGGACCUGCAAUAAUUCUAAAAUGACACCAUAAAAAAAAUGAAAAA